ACCUUAACAGCCCUGCGCUGUAGUGAGCCCUGGGCAGUGCUUCUGGUUCACCAGGUGGCCUGAGUUCUUCACCUAUUUCGGAGACUCGAUUAUUUUUAUUAGUAUUGAGUCAUUUCAACGGAUUUCCUGAAGGCCAACCUGUAGGGAGAAGGAGAAGCUGGACAUUAGGCAUCUUCUCCUAAGAGACUCUUCAAACUGCUACUAUGAAACGUCGACAAAAGAGGAAACAUCUGGAAGAUGAAGAGUCCCAGGAAACUGCUGAGAAGGGAGGAGGAAUCUCGAAGUCACAAGAGGAUGCCCCUCAGCUUGGAUCCACUGGGGUGGCCAAAGACUCAGGCCUAAGGGUAGGGGAGGCCUCCUCUGCCUCCGAAUACUUCUCCUGCGUUUCUUCUCCACGCAAGCUCAUCCGUGGUGGAAUCCGGGGAUUACAUCGAGACAGUCCCCAGCCUACAACACCCCUAGCCCAGGUUCAGGAACAAGGGGAGACUGCUCCCCCCUCACCACAUGUCUCCUUCUCGUCCCCUUCAUCCUAUAAGACCUGUGUGUCCUCUCUGUGUAUAAACAAAGAGGAAAGGGGCAUGAAAAUAUACUACAUGCAGGUACAAAUGAAAAAGGGUGUGGCUGUCUCCUGGGAGACAGAGGAAACCUCAGAGUCACUAGAAAAGCAGCCGAGGAUGGAAGAAAUGACCCUUCCUGAGGACGUGCGGCUGACAGGCACAGUGGAAUCAGAGAGCACCCAGGAGAAGAAGGAGGAGAAGAAGGAGAAAGAGAAAGAGGAGGAAGAAGAAAAGGAAAAUGAAGAGGAGCAGCCCACAGGGGAAGACCCUGGCAUGAGGAGACCCUGGAGCCAACGUCCAGGCUAUGUGUUUCAUUCUCCAAAGGACAGGAACAACUGAGAUUCAUGGGCCAGAAGAUUCUGGAAGAUUGUGUGGCCUUCUCUUAGGAGAGGGAGAAGACAGAACCCUGGGGAUAGUAGCAGAUGGAAUGCCAACGGUACAGAGGAGGAUGAAGAGACCAGCACUCAGUCUAACAUCACAUGACAAUAUAAAUACCAUAUGCAAUAAAGGCUGUUUUCCAAACCUUU
Molecule: messenger RNA, 1084 nt
Organism: Equus caballus (horse)
Lineage: Eukaryota; Metazoa; Chordata; Mammalia; Perissodactyla; Equidae
Gene: FAM170A
Product: family with sequence similarity 170 member A
Biological process (GO): fertilization
Cellular component (GO): nucleus
Source: RefSeq, a predicted model, not a curated record